UUGACGCGCGUGAACGACGCGGCGAGGGAUCGAACGCGGGAAAUAUUCGCCGACGCGUUGGCGCUGUGCGUGACGGAUGGUAAGAUUGAGAGCGUGGAUGCGAAAAAGUUGGCGUCGAUCGUGGAUCAGAUUGAGAACUCGAUGACGGCGAAGUGGCCGAGCGGCGGCAAGGAUUACAAGGCGAAAGUGCGGCAGUUGGCCUUCAAUCUCAAGGAUGCGAAGAAUCCGGAUCUGCGCACCAACUUAGCGACCGGUGAGAUUAGUGCGGGGGUGUUGAUCGAUUUGUCUCCCGAAGAGUUGGGUUCGAACGAGCGACGGAACGCGAACGAGCGCAUUCGCGAGUUGGCGGAGUGGGAAGCCGUGCGCGGGCAACAACAAGAAGCCAGCACGGACGCGUUCAAGUGCGGCAAGUGCAAACAGCGCAAGUGCACGUAUUAUCAACUGCAGACGCGCUCCGCGGAUGAACCUAUGACGACAUUCGUGACGUGUGUCGAGUGCGGCAACCGGUGGAAAUUCUGCUGA
This is a messenger RNA of Ostreococcus lucimarinus CCE9901, 522 nucleotides long. RefSeq lists its product with no specific name. The record is from RefSeq and is a predicted model, not a curated record. The transcript has a single exon. NCBI's taxonomy places the organism in Eukaryota, Viridiplantae, Chlorophyta, Mamiellophyceae, Mamiellales, Bathycoccaceae. The annotation marks the transcript as partial. Gene Ontology annotation, cellular component: nucleus. Gene Ontology annotation, molecular function: zinc ion binding; nucleic acid binding. Gene Ontology annotation, biological process: DNA-templated transcription.